GUGAUCGCAUCGAUGAUGAGUUUGAUUCAGAACCAAGGACAGUUUUUAGGGUGGACAGUUUAUUUGGUCCUUGUUAAGUUUUGAUCUCUGGUUGGACAACAAUCCAACACCUCUAGCUUUCCAUUGGAGCGCAAAUUCUCCAAAACACAGAAAAUGGAGACUUAGGUUAGGACGAUGAAGGUGCCCAGUCAAUUACACUAGGGCAUACAUUAAUGCGUCACGACUUAAUUCCUGUGUGAGCAGAGAAAGAGUUAACAUACGUUAUAUAACACAAUUAUUACCGUAGUCACAUUUUUAUUUACGUCCUACUGCUCGUCAUCCGAGUGCUGUGAGCAGCUGCCUUGUCGUCCAAUCCAAUCUGUAGCCUACAUUUUCAUUACGGAGCAUCACAACCUGAAGGGAAGGCUUGAAAAUCCGACUCGUCAGAAUCUCUCUGGAAGCGCUGCUGCAAACCAGCAAUCCAUUGUGCUUCGCACAGAUUUAGACACAAAUCAGGUCAGCAGGCUCAUACUCCGGGUAUAUUGAUUGCUGUUUACAAAGUGAACACGAGGAACAUCCGUGCAGCCUUGCAGUAACCUCGCUGGAAGGAAUAUUCAUCAAAUAAUCCGGUCGGCAGCAAGUGAGCGCCGUUUCAAGCAGAAUGGGUCCUUUCCAGGAAUACCAGGAACACAAGGUGCCGGAGAAGGAAAGCCACCGCAGUCGCAUCCCCCGUCUGGUCCUCCGCCCUUACCGUCCGAAACAGAAGGGAUCGCCGCUCUCAGACUCACCAUUUUCCGAAGAGGAGAGCAGGGACUGCGACCUCAGCUCUGACCACUCCAAAAGAACCAUUAGCACACACAGUUUUUGUUCAGAUGACACCGGGUGCCCCAGCAGUCAGUCGGCGUCCCCCUCAGGCUCGGAGAAUAGCCCGCUAGGGUCCCCCUCGCCCGGCGAGCGAAAGGUGAAGGUGAAGAGGGUGCGGGUGGACGUGAUGGCGGAGUGGAGCGCGCCCCCACCGAGGCACAAGAGGGAGCAGAGGUCAUCCAAGCUGCCCAAAGGUAGCGAGGCGGACUUCAGCUCCUCCAGCAGUGCAGGAAGUGUUAGGACCCGGGAGACCCGGGAGACUGGCAGCUCCACAGGGAAGAAAGCAUCUUUUUCACGCACUCGUGGUGCCCACAUCAGGAGUCUCCCAGUGCAAAAGCAAACGGGGACCGUAGCAACUCUCCGGGACAAGGAGCUGUACGGGCUGUACAGAUCGCCCCCUCACACCCCGGUGUCCUCCAACAGCAGCAGCAACUCGGGUUCGAGCCCUACUACCAGGAGGUCCAGCGCUGUGCGCUACCACUCCUGCGGGGACAACCACGGCAUCAAGCCCCCGAACCCGGAGCAGUACCUGACCCCACUCCAGCAGAAGGAGGUGACCAUCAGACACCUGAGGAGCAAGCUGAAGGAGUCUGAGUGCAGAGUCAGUGAAAGGGAGUCUGAGAUCGAGGAGCUGAAGGCGCAGCUGGGCCGGAUGAGAGAGGACUGGAUUGAAGAGGAGUGCCACCGUGUGGAGGCCCAGCUGGCCCUGAAGGAGGCCCGCAAGGAGAUCAAGCAGCUGCGGCAGGUGGUGGAGACCAUGAAGAACAGCCUGAUGGAGAAGGACAAGGGCAUCCAGAAGUACUUCAUCGACAUCAACAUCCAGAACAAGAAGCUGGAGUCGCUGCUGCACAGCAUGGAGAUGGCGCAGAAUGGCUCCCUGCAGGAGGAGCCCACCCUGGACUUCAUCUGCGACUCCUCGCCCGGCAAGGCCCUCGCCGAGCUGGAUCACGGCCCUGCUCUGGAGGACCAGGCCGCCGAGAAGAUGGCGGACAGCAGCCUGCUGGUCGACGACGAGAUGGCCAACCGGACGGACAUCCUGGAGCACGUGCUGAUGUCGACGGCGGUCGACUCCAGCCAUGACCUGAAGCUGGGGGUGUCGCAGGCCAGCCUGCUUCAGAUCUCGACAGAAAAAGCUCCACCCCUCCCUGCCAGUGUGCCCCUCCCCGCUGACAUGCCCCCCGGCGAGCCGCAGAGCACCCUGGAAGAGAAGUCCGUCCAGACGGAUGUCGUCUCCUAUACCCCUGACCUGCAAGCUCUCCUGCUCCACCUGCUGAAACUGCAGAGCGGUGACCGCCCCGGGCUUAUCCCUGGUCUCCCGGAGCUUCCGAUGUUCCAGAGCCCGGACGCCGCUGCGGUGACGGACCUGACUCCCAGCGACCCUUCGUCUGUCAUCCUGGUCACUCCGGAGGAGUCCACCGAUCAGGGCCAGCCUUCAGAGACCACAGAGGGCCAGCACCCAAUGGCUGCGCAGGAUCCUGGCACGCCAUCAGGGGAGGAGGAGAAGGGCCAGUGCACAGCGCUGGUGGAGAAGCACUACUGGAGUAACAGCUUCCUGGUGGAUCUGGUUGCCCUGGCAGCACCAAUGGUGCCCACAGUGGCCUGGCUCUAUUCCAAACAUCGGGGCCAGGGGGCGCCGGUGUACAACAUUGGCACUCUGAUCCGAGGUUGCUGCAUUGUUGGCCUGCACUCUCUCCGCCAAGUCUCCUUGGGGCCAGUCAUCUAAUACGCUCUCGCUGCAUGCAGAGACUGACAAUAAUAGAGCACUUCAAGAUUUAGUUAGUAAUGGUUAGCUUGUUUUCUACACUAGUGUACAUAUCUAAGUAUAUAUUUUCGUUGCCACCUUGUAAGUUUUUAAUUUGCACUGUGUACAGUUGCCAUGAGUCAAGACAAUGUUAAAUGAAAGGGAGUUUUUGUUUUUCUUCCCCUUUUCUUCAGUUUGUUGGAACCCUGAUUGUUUAAACUGAUCAUCUGGGUAGGUGGUUUUGUUAUAAAUAUUUGAAAAUCCUUUGCUGCUUUAUUUAUUUAUUCCUCUACUUUUUAAACAGUAUUUUUAUGAGGGGUGGGGGAGGGGAGAGGGGCAGAUGAUCAAAUACUGGAAUGAGUUUGAGAUUUUGUGCGGAAAUAAGGUUUGUAUGGAGUUAUACCUAGUUUGUUCUCAAAAAGUCCUAAACCUUCAGCCAAAGCUUUAAUGACCUUCACUGUUUGUGUUUAGUGAAGAUGUAUUUUCUCUCUGGUGUUAGAGCUUUUUGUAUGUUACGUCUGUGUGUUGACUUGUUCAUGGAAAAAAAAUGUUAAUGCUACCGUGCAGUUGACACUUGUUAUGUGCCUGAACUAUGUGCAAUACCAUUUUACUACUUACAUCAGAUGUCCUAAUAUAUUUAUUAUUAAAGCAUGAUA
Molecule: messenger RNA, 3240 nt
Organism: Megalops cyprinoides (Indo-Pacific tarpon)
Lineage: Eukaryota; Metazoa; Chordata; Actinopteri; Elopiformes; Megalopidae
Gene: sybu
Product: syntabulin (syntaxin-interacting)
Exons: 8
Coding region: 641-2566 (641 amino acids)
Biological process (GO): synapse maturation; axonal transport of mitochondrion
Cellular component (GO): cytoplasmic microtubule; vesicle
Source: RefSeq, a predicted model, not a curated record